UCCAAAGCGGCUUGCUUUGAAUUAUUCCUCCGCAAUUUCAUACUAAAAUGUUAUUGAAGUGAAGUUCAGAGAUUUUUUUGUUCUGAACAUUAUGCAACAAGUGCUAAUGAAGCCCACUCUAGUGGUAAUGGCCGUGUUGAGUAUGUACCAAUUAUCAGGGGCCAAAGCAUGUACAAAUCUUCCUGCAAACCAGACUACCUUUGAUGUACAUUAUUGGAACUUUUAUCCUUAUACUAUAGGCAAUCUAUCAAACCCUCACAAUGGUGUGUUCAAUUUACUAAUUCACAACUUAUCAAAUCGCUCAAAUAUGACGUUGAGACAAGUGAAAAAGCACAUGUAUCAAGAAAUCAUAGGGUUACCCAGCAGUGGGCCAAAAAAUCAGAUUGCAGUACCUAUUCUAAUUGAUAUGGAAGAUAAGAAUCCUUGUUUGGUUAAAGUCUUUAAAUCAUCAGGAUACGCCUACGUGGUUCGAAGAGAUGUCAAGAAACCACUACAUCAACUCGCUGGCUCGUUCRUAAAUGGUGGUCAAGUGAUUGGACUUACUCUUAUAUUGACGGGUAUAGCAGGAAUUUGCAUGUGGCUUUUGGAUCGACGCAAGAAUCCCGAUAAUUUUCCAGCUCCAUUCAUCAGUGGAUCAUGGCAGGGAUUUUGGUGGGCAUUCGUUACCAUGACGACCGUUGGAUAUGGAGAUCUUGCACCCAAGUCAGUCCCAGCAAGAWUGUUUAGUGUUUUGUGGAUGCUGCUCGGACUUGUUGCAUUCUCUGUUCUCACGGCAAACUUUACGUCUUCUCUGGCACGAGAAAUAGAGACAGACCUCAACUUAUUCAACAAAAAGGUAGCGGUUUUGGAAGAGGGCAUCGAGCGAAGGGCUGCUGUAAAUGUCGGUGGGAAGUACGAAGAAUUCAACUCAUUUGAGGCUAUGAUGGCAGCACUAAAAGCAGAGAAAGUCGAGGGACUGUUAAUAGACAAGCACGCAGCAGUCAGCAGUGAAGAGAUCAUUGGUGAAGAUUCGAAAACAAUAGAAAUUGGAAAGAUGAUCGACUUCAAUCAUUUCAUUGGAAUGAGACUUAUUAUGCCAGACGUCAGUAUGUGCGACGCUGUCAAGCAGUGUAUUGAACGGCAGGUUGAAGGAAGCGCCUUCCAAGGAACCAUAAUGSAAGCCCUUUCCAACUCAACCAAGGCAAACGAUGACCUCGAACAUGCAGGAAGCCUGUUUGAAGACUAUGAAUUUUUCAUCAUAUUAAUCGCUCUUUUCAGUGCAAUGACAGGGGUUGGAGUCCUCUGGGAGUAUUUCUGGUACAAGCCAAACAUAUUGAAAGCAAUGCAGAACAAAACUGAAGAUAUUGAAAUAAGUAAGACAAAUCUUCUCAAAUAUAUCCUGACAGAAAUAGAGGUUCAAAACCUUUGUCAAACAUGCUGUGGGACGAUAGAUGCAAUAUAUCAAAAAGAUGGUCAGGAAAGGAAASAACGGUUGCAAGAAGAACUAUCAGCUUCCCCGACAAUAAAAAUAGACAACCUAAUUCCAUUUAGGAGAGCGAAAAAGCCCCAAGAAAGUGACCAAGUUUAGUUGUGGAGUCAGYGAGAAAGAAAUAUCUAAUGAAACAUUUGAUGUUCUCACUUGGUUUACUACUUGUGUCUUGUUGGUUCGCGCUUAAAUUGACAUCAGUAUGACGCACGCCUACAAUUACUACUCUUAGCAAGGCGACACUUAAUUAAUGUAAAUAUUCAUCAGUAUGAUAAAUAUGAAACUGUCUGAAGGUCAAGUAUUUUUCCUUGGUUUUGAUAGACUGUUUUUUUGAACUCCGAUUUAUCAUGCAUYCCCUUUUUUCUUCAUUGCAUCCCGUAAUUUUCGUUCUAACAUUUGCACUUUGAAAUAAAUCGGGGAAAAGCUUCAUUAGAUAACGAGUUAGUAGACCUUUUUAGACAGUGUAUAUGUAAAGCAUCUUUUAAUUCGGGUUUAUAUUUUUAACUGGGUUUAUUAUGUUUUAGUUUCUAUUUUAUGAUAUAAAUUUUGAAGGUUUUGUCUUCCACAAUAAAAUAGCGCAGGUUUUGUAGAUGA
Messenger RNA from Exaiptasia diaphana, 2059 nucleotides. RefSeq lists its product as uncharacterized. Gene Ontology annotation, molecular function: delayed rectifier potassium channel activity; ligand-gated monoatomic ion channel activity. Gene Ontology annotation, biological process: potassium ion transmembrane transport. The record is from RefSeq and is a predicted model, not a curated record. The transcript has 9 exons. Gene Ontology annotation, cellular component: membrane; voltage-gated potassium channel complex. Lineage: Eukaryota; Metazoa; Cnidaria; Anthozoa; Actiniaria; Aiptasiidae. Bases 92 to 1567 code for a protein of 491 amino acids.